UGCUCUGGAGCAGAGAGAUGUGAAUAAUGAGUGUCAUGUGAAAGCAAAAAGUACUCUGAGACCUUAAAGAAGCAUUUGAACAACAUGUCUUCUACUUCCUCCUUGCCUGACCUUGAGGUUGAGGAAAGGUCAACGACAGAGUCGCCCACUGAUACCAGUGACGAGCAUAUGCAGCAUGAAAAGUUUGACCCCUGUCAGCUGCUGGAGAGGUCACAGUCCGACGCAUCACUGACCAAGACAAAGUCUCAAACAUCAAAACGCAUGAUGUCGUUCACAAAGACACAGAAAACUUCAAAUUCAACAGAACAACUGGAAAAACUAGAGAAAACAAAUAAAGUAUCAGAAAGUUCAAGGGUAUAUUUUGAUCUCUCGCAAAUAGACACCAUGAUUGAAAACGAAACUGCUUCUGCAUCAUUUGCUCAUACAGAUUCAAGGUCAAAGUUGUUUAUGGGUCAGUCACUAGAAACAAUACCACAAGGAGAGGAACUGUCCCUAAGUCACUCCACAUCUCAUUGUGUGUAUUCUGCCUCCAAUGAAACGGAGUCGGAAGCAAGUGAGUUGGACAGUGAAGAUUACGAAGACUUGUGUAGUUUUUACAGAAAAUAUCCCAUAGUGAUUCCAUCGGUGCUGUCAUCGGACUCUCAUCUCUCUUACCACUACAAAAAUAACCUCAAGUUGACUUACCAACAGUUUGGACAACGUCUGGAGACUCACAUCACUCCUCUUAAGAGUGCCAGUGCUGGCGAGGAGAUUCUACAUCUGGAGAAAAUUCUGAGUAUUAUAAAGGAAGCCUGGAGCGUAGCCGUGUACGGCCGUGACCUUGCUUAUGGACUGUGUGAUGUAUUGCGCCUCGAAGGCGUUUUAGAUCUGAUCAUCAAAAAUUGUGGGUCAGCAAACCACGACCUGAUGGUGGCAUCUGCAGCAUUACUAGAACAAUCCCUGUCCACAAAGAACAGGGAGCGUGUUGUGAAAAGUGGGCUGGAAACUGUAGUAGGUAUGACAUACAGAGAAAUUGGCAAUACAGACAUGGCAUUCAUAAGUACUGGAAUAUUAGAAGGUCUUUUUAAAGUGUCUGAAGAAGCUUCAACAAAAAUUGUGAAUCUUGGUGGAUUAGAUGUGAUUCUGCACUGGUGUCGAAGCUGCACCAUAGAUAUUCUCCGUCAUUGUGCCAAAGCCAUUUCUAACUUGUCAUUGUUUGGAGGGGUGGAGAACCAGGAAGAAAUGGCACGACGGAAUGUGCCUGAGUGGCUCUUUCCCCUGGCUUUUAAUGAAGAUAACAAUGUGAGGUACUAUGCCUGUCUCGCCAUUGUGGUGCUGGUGGCUAACAAAGAACUUGAAGCCGCUGUUAUUAAGUCUGGCACACUCGAGCUAGUCAUGCCUUUUAUAAGCAGUAACAAGCCAGCUGACUUUGCCAAGAGCGAUUUUUCACAUCAACAGGGGCGCGACAAUAUGUGGCUUGAGCGGCUUGUUCCCAUCUUGUCCAGUCAUCGUGAGGAACCGCAGGCCUUGGCAGCCUUCCAUUUUGCUAUGGAGGCUGGCAUCAAGGCAGAGCAAGGCAGACUAGGGGUGUUCUAUGAUAUUGAUGCUAUAGAACCAUUGAAGAAAGUUGCCAGCAGUCCUAACGCCAAAGCUUCACGCUUAGCUCUGAUCCACAGUUUGAUUACUGAACUGAACAACGUCUGUCACAUCAGCAAUGGUAUCCAUAGACGACUUAUUCUGGAACACGCUGAAGAUCUCUACAGCUGUCAGAUCCAACUGCCAAAGUAUGGAAGUAUAGGAAGUCUGAACCGCCAGAAAAGCGUUGAUGUUACCAGUCUGAUGGCUUACCCAAAGGCUGUUGAUGUCUUCAUCAGCUACCGACGCUCCAACGGUUCCCAGCUGGCCAGUUUACUGAAGGUUCACCUACAGUUGCGGGGUUUCACAGUGUUUAUAGACAUAGAACGACUUCGUGCAGGGAAAUUUGAUGAGAACUUGUUGAUGAAUAUAAAACUAGCUCGCCAUUUCCUGUUAGUUCUAACACCAGAUGCACUAGAUCGCUGUAAAGGGGACACGGAGCAGCAGGACUGGAUACACAAGGAGAUUGUAACAGCACUCGAGAGUGAUUGCAAUAUAAUACCUGUACUUGAUAACUUUGAGUGGCCCGUUCCAGAGGAACUUCCUGCGGACAUGCAACAGGUUGUCUACUUCAAUGGUGUCAGGUGGGUUCAUGACUACCAGGAUGCAUGUGUGGACAAGGUUGAAAAGUUCCUUUCAGGGGAGAUCACUCCGCUAGGUCCAAAGCUGACAUCACCAGAAAAAUCCUUUCAAAGUCCAAGGGAGAAGUCGUUUCUCAAUCCUGCUGAAAAAUCCUUUCAAAGUCCAAGGGAGAAGUCGUUUCUUAGUCCUGCUGAAAAAUCCUUUCAAAGUCCAGGGGAGAAAUUGCAAAUUCCAAAGGAAGUGAAAAAAAAUGAUGAUGAAGCAGAAAAAUUACUUCAAAUGAAAAACAAUAACAACAUGGCUGACGUGAUUCCUUCAUCACAAGACUGUUACAACUAAUUACCCAGGCAUAACAACAGAUAGAACUCGUCCUUAAUACCAACCCAACUGAUUUGUUUCACUGAAAGGGAUUCAAUGAUUUAAUUCCUCAGGUUUCCAUGAUCUAAAACCUUUGUUUUUGAGUGAUCAUUGUUCAACAAAAUACAAAUUAUUUCUGAAGUACAUGUGAUUUUUAGGGACAGAAACUGAACAAUAGAAACAGUUACAAGUUUACUUACCUAGAUAUACCAGGGGGACUGAUAUUCUACAGAUCACACAGGUAUUACUGAUCUAUUCCAGGGACUGAUAUUCUACAGAUCACACAGGUAUUACUGAUAUAUACCAGGGGGACUGAUAUUCUACAGAUCACACAGGUAUUACAGAUAUAUACCAGGGGGACUGAUAUUCUACAGAUCACACAGGUAUUACAGAUGUAUACCAGGGGGACUGAUAUUCUACAGAUCACACAGGUAUUACAGAUGUAUACCAGGGGGACUGAUAUUCUACAGAUCACACAGGUAUUACAGAUGUAUACCAGGGGGACUGAUAUUCUACAGAUCACACAGGUAUUACAGAUGUAUACCAGGGGGACUGAUAUUCUACAGAUCACACAGGUAUUACAGAUGUAUACCAGGGGGACUGAUAUUCUACAGAUCACACAGGUAUUACAGAUGUAUACCAGGGGGACUGAUAUUCUACAGAUCACACAGGUAUUACAGAUGUAUACCAGGGGGACUGAUAUUCUACAGAUCACACAGGUAUUACAGAUGUAUACCAGGGGGACUGAUAUUCUACAGAUCACACAGGUAUUACAGAUGUAUACCAGGGGGACUGAUAUUCUACAGAUCACACAGGUAUUACAGAUAUAUACCAGGGGGACUGAUAUUCUACAGAUCACACAGGUAUUACAGAUAUAUACCAGGGGGACUGAUAUUCUACAGAUCACACAGGUAUUACAGAUAUAUACCAGGGGGACUGAUAUAUACCAGGGGGACCGAUAUUCUACAUAUGACACUGGUAUUACUGUAUGAUAAUUGAUUUUCAUGGAAGAUUUGCCUUUCUUGAAUUCAUGAAUACUUAAAAUCCACAAAUAUUUAUGUCUACACAAUGAUAAUAGUAGAAAUGUACGAGAGAAUAUUGUGUUCAAGAUUCAUUCACAAAGUCAAGUGCCAUGCAAAUGUUUUUUUAACAUGAGUCCUAGGAAAAUAUUUGCUUUUAGGCAAAAAGAAACAAAUUGAAAAAAAGAAAUUUUUAUUAGAAACAAAACUUAGAUAAAUAAAAGCUAUCAAAAUAUCAGAAAGGACAGAUGUAUGCAAAAAAGGGAUAAAAUCACCAUAUACAUAGGGUUCUAACCUAUAUAGUAAUUUACUAUAUAUAACUUAGUUUUUGUCUACAUAGUUAAUAUGUUACAGAAAAUCUAUUUAUACCUCGGUAGGAAAAUCUAUUCUCUCUAAAUAUGGUAAUGAAAGGUAUAGACGACAUGUCAUUCUGGUGGAGUGGUAUUGUAAAAUAGUGACAGAAUACAUCAUUCUAGGUAGUUAUACCAAAGUUGUUUAAUAUGAUGACCUCCACGAGUAUCUAGGCCCUCAAAAUAAACCAAAAUCACACUGGAGUCUCAUCUUACUGCAACAGAUCUCUCUUGUUUUUCAAAUUCUAAGCAUGAGCAUCAAUGAUGCUGACAAUCUCCCAAAAACUGUUGAUAUGAACCCGUAUGGAAUCAGUGAAUUUUUAAGAUUUUCUGAAGAAAUUGAUUGUGUAGUGUUGCACAUUUCAGAAUUAGCAAUACUUCACAGAGUCCAACUUUUCAUAAACCUGUAAGAUUAUUCUAACACUUUUUAUCAGAGCUGACCAAUGAAUUCCUAUUUAACCAUGAGAAAUGCAGCACUGAAAAUUUAACUCACAAAAUAUGAUUCUUAAAUAAAUUGAUACCAAUUUUUUUAUCUGAUUAUGAAGGAAUUUUCCCAAUUUUGGUAUACAUAAGUGAUAUGUUUACAUCCUCUCGUGAAAACUCUUGAAUUCACCCUAUGUCUGAGUCAGUUGUCCUGCAGCACUAAUAGGCUUUGUUUAUAUCUAUGUAUGAACUAUUUCAUUGUAAAUAGAAAACAUGAUAAAUCUUUAAUGAUAAAUGGCAUUGUAUGAAAUAUAAUUAUUUCUUAUCAUUAGUCUUGUGAUUAAGCACUUCUUGCCCAAAUUUAUCUUGAAUUGAUUAUGUUUUGAUUAUAAUUGUUUUAUAUGUUGAUGGUAGCAGAUUGUAGACAGGAAAACCACACAGGACAAAGAGGACUUUUGUCUGAUGUCUCAUUAUCAUGAAUGAUAUGCUUUGAAUUUUGGCUUCUGUAACAUCAAUUCUUAAUGAAGGUUUUUUUUUUAAUCCUGUGUAUUUGUUCCUCCUGUUUCACUAAUUCAGAACAGUUUCUAUAGUUCCUGUAUGGCUUCUAUAAAUCAGAACAAUUUCUUUAGUUCCUGUAUGGUUACUCUAGUUCCUGUAUCGUUACUCUAGUUCCUGUGUGGUUUCUUUAAUUUUAAACAAUUUCUCUAGUUCCUGUAUGGUUACUCUAGUUCCUGUAUGGUUACUCUAGUUCCUGUAUGUGUUACUCUACUUCCUGUAUGGUUUCUAUAAUUUAGAACAGUUUCUCUAGUUCCUGUGUGGUUUCUAUAAUUAAGAACAGUUUCUCUAGUUCCUGUGUGGUUUCUAUAAUUUAGAACAAUUUCUCUAGUUCCUGUGUGGUUUCUAUAAUUUAGAACAGUUUCUCUAGU
Ylistrum balloti is the source of this 5271-nucleotide messenger RNA. Its product is annotated as NAD(+) hydrolase sarm1-like. The coding region runs from base 85 to 2535 and encodes 816 amino acids. Gene Ontology annotation, biological process: negative regulation of MyD88-independent toll-like receptor signaling pathway; response to axon injury; signal transduction. Gene Ontology annotation, cellular component: dendrite. The transcript has 8 exons. The record is from RefSeq and is a predicted model, not a curated record. Gene Ontology annotation, molecular function: NAD+ nucleosidase activity; signaling adaptor activity. Lineage: Eukaryota; Metazoa; Mollusca; Bivalvia; Pectinida; Pectinidae.